AUGAAUUUUAAGCUCGCAGCCUUUGUCGCAACAUGUGUUGUGCAUUCCUCAACUUCCAAAAGACAUAAGGUGUCCAAAUGGUAUCCCUACUCCCUUAAUUUUGCAUUUGUUUUGUAUUUGUAUGCGAAUCACUAUCAGCUCUGCCUGGCUUUAAAAGGUUAUGAGGUAGAGCGGAAUCAUGGCAAGCAACCAAACGCUUCUCGACUCGAAAUACUAGCCGCGAGAGUUUUUUUUCGAGCGUAUGACGCUCAGCACAAAAAAGUUCUCGGCCACAUUGAGAUGAUGCCAGAUAGAACGAUGGCACAAACGAUUGCAGAGUGGAAGACUGCUGAUACCAAGGCGCUAGCUAAAUCCACGUGA
This is a messenger RNA of Plasmopara halstedii, 360 nucleotides long. RefSeq lists its product as uncharacterized. The transcript has 2 exons. The record is from RefSeq and is a predicted model, not a curated record. Lineage: Eukaryota; Oomycota; Peronosporomycetes; Peronosporales; Peronosporaceae. The coding region runs from base 1 to 360 and encodes 119 amino acids.